Didymodactylos carnosus is the source of this 462-nucleotide messenger RNA. The record is from the annotation of a GenBank genome assembly. Lineage: Eukaryota; Metazoa; Rotifera; Eurotatoria; Philodinida; Philodinidae.
AUGAAUCUACACCCUGUAUCACCAACGGGUGCUGAUGGUAAAAUUCUAUCCGAUAAACGUAAUCAAGAAAUUUUUCAUAUUAUUAACGAUAAAGACGAAGUUAGAGAACCAUCUCAAUUUGGUUUUGUAUAUGAAUUAAAAUCAGUUAAUGUUAAACAAGGUGAACAAGCACGAUUUGAAGCAAAAAUUCGUCUAGUAUCAAAGACAACGUAUAUUAAUAAAAAUUUAUUAAAUGUAGAAUGGCGUUUAAAUGAUGUACUGAUAUCACCAACAAAUCCUCGGUAUUGCUUUGGCUUUAAAAGUGAUGAAUGUCGAUAUUGGUUAGAUAUUCGACAAUGUGAACAAGUUGAUCAAGGUGUUUAUACAAUACAAAUUCAAUAUAAUAAAUUACAUGACGAAUCAUCAGCGUAUUUAUUUGUUGAUAGUAAGUUUAUUAAGUGGAAUUAUCAGAGAGAAAUGUAA